Oikopleura dioica is the source of this 441-nucleotide messenger RNA. The record is from the annotation of a GenBank genome assembly. NCBI's taxonomy places the organism in Eukaryota, Metazoa, Chordata, Appendicularia, Copelata, Oikopleuridae.
AUGCUGCGACAAAAGUUUAACUUCACAGGAUUCGAGCUUCGACCUUACGGCAGUGCCGUGACUGGCUUUGCCAAUAAAUAUUCGGACGUUGAUUUGUGCGUCAUCGACAAAAACCCCGAGAAAGACUUUUCUGCGUCAGCUUCUUAUCAAGAAAACUUCCAAGAGUGGCGAAAAGAAGCGAGGAUGAUCAUGAUCGAGUUGUACGAAGCAAUGAAUCCCCAGAGAUCGAAGAGCUGCCUCAUUCCUGGAAUCAUUUCUCAACAGCUCUUGAGCCACGCAAAGCAUCCGAUCAUAAAGUCCGAAUUUGCUCCAUUGAAUUUGGAAUUCGACUUUAGUUACAUGGACCCGUCACUUUUGUCCAUGGCAAAGGAAAUUGAUAGAAAUAGUCUGUUUAUUCAAAAGCUUGAAAUCCUAAUUGAAAUCAAGGAAGAGUACUCAUAA